UCGUGUCGAAAAUUAUGAUUUCAGAUGAACCCCUAGCCAAAAGGCUACAUCCGCCCCUGGCUGCAGGUGUCAGUGUGCUCUUCUUGAUCAAAUUUGGUUAAUAGUUUUUCAUCUCGAUUUUUAACAUCACUAUGUGUUUCUUCUGUUAUAAUUUAAAUAAUCAAAGUGAUAUUUAUUUUGUGGACCAAGAUGAGUAUGCUAUUGGACAACAUGAUAGAAGGUUCAUGAUAUGCCAAAGACGGACAUUCAAGUCACACAUCAAAGGAAAAUAAGAAAAAGAACGUGUUAUAUGACUCCAUGGAAUCUAACGCCUUGAUUGGGGCAAACUUUCAGAAGACUUUUAAGUCCAAUCCCCUUGCCUCUGGAAAAUUUACAACCCCUCAUCUACGACACUGCUUUGGCCCCAAUAGCUCUCUUUCCUUGAUGAUAAGGUACUCAUUGCUUAACAACUUUUUAUCCCUAUUUAUAGUGAAUACUUUAUUCCUUAUUUAAUCUACACAAAUUCUAAUACUACUAUACCAAUCAAUUGUACACAUGGAGAGAGCAUAUUCUUUCUUUCUUUCAGCAGUAGUCUUGCAACUCUACUUCUUAGAGACAUGCAUUAGCAAAAACAUAACCACAGAUCAAUCAGCUCUUCUUGCCUUCAAAGGCAGCUUUACUCUAAACUCUUCUCAUCCCUUAACCCGAAAUUGGUCUUCUCAAGCUUCAGCUUGCCAUUGGAUUGGAGUCACUUGCGGCUCUCGCCACCGUAGGGUGAGAGCACUAAAUAUUUCGAACAUGGGCAUUCUUGGAACCAUUCCACCACACUUGGGAAACCUCUCAUUUCUUGUUUCUCUCGAUGUGAGCAGAAAUCAUCUACAUGGUGUUAUACCCAGAGAGAUGGGGAAUCUUCACAAAUUGGAGAAACUAUUUAUGUAUUCUAAUAAGUUAAGCGGUUACAUACAAGAAGAGCUCUUCAAUAUCUCAACGCUAAGACAGAUGGGACUUUCUUCUAAUAAGCUUUCAGGUAGUCUUCCAUCUGCUCCAGACUACUGGCGAACAAAUCUACAGUUUUUGAAUCUUGCUGCAAACAACAUAGGUGGAGUCAUACCCAGCUCAAUUUCCAAUUCCUCAAAUCUAAAGGAAUUAUAUCUUCACGAAAACAAAUUGAGUGGCCAAAUUCCGAACUCGUUGGGGGAUUUGAGACGACUUGAAUAUCUGAAUUUGGAUUACAAUAAUUUAACAGGUGUUAUACCGGAAGAGCUCUUCAAUAUCUCUUCUCUAACAGAGAUGUCACUUGUUUUCAAUAACCUUUCAGGUAGUCUUCCAUCUGCUCCAGGCUACCGGCCAACAAAACUAGAGCAUUUGUAUCUUGGUAGAAACAACAUUGGUGGAGUUAUACCCAGCUCAAUCUCCAAUUCCUCAAAUCUAAAGACAUUAGAUCUCGAUAAUAACAAAUUGAGUGGCAAAAUUCCUAACUCAUUGGGGGAUUUGAGACAGCUUGAAUUUCUGGGUUUGUUCAAUAAUAACUUAUUGUCUCCGCAUCUGAGUAUCUUAACUUCAUUGGUGAACUGCAGAUCUUUAACACAUAUAGUAUUAUCGGGUAAUCCGCUGAAUGGUGUUCUUCCAGAUUCCAUUGGUAAUCUCUCCACUUCUCUUGAACAGAUUUAUUUAACUCGUUGUGAAAUUAGGGGCCAGAUACCGUUAGGAAUUGAGAAUUUAAGCAACUUAAUCAUGUUGUCCCUAUACGGCAAUGAAUUGACUGGAUCAGUGCCAAGAACAUUAUGUAAUUUACACAAUCUUCAACGUUUAGGGCUUUUUGAUAAUAGGUUAAGUGGACCCUUGCCGGAGUGCCUUUGCAAAUUGCCGAAGUUGGAAGCAGUUGAUUUGUCAUCUAAUCAAAUUUCGGGUCUGAUACCGUAA
Lycium barbarum (goji berry) is the source of this 1902-nucleotide messenger RNA. RefSeq names its product probable leucine-rich repeat receptor-like protein kinase At1g35710. Gene Ontology annotation, molecular function: protein binding. NCBI's taxonomy places the organism in Eukaryota, Viridiplantae, Streptophyta, Magnoliopsida, Solanales, Solanaceae. The record is from RefSeq and is a predicted model, not a curated record. Bases 535 to 1902 code for a protein of 455 amino acids. Gene Ontology annotation, biological process: hormone-mediated signaling pathway. The transcript is spliced from 3 exons. Gene Ontology annotation, cellular component: plasma membrane.